Molecule: messenger RNA, 499 nt
Organism: Solanum tuberosum (potato)
Lineage: Eukaryota; Viridiplantae; Streptophyta; Magnoliopsida; Solanales; Solanaceae
Exons: 1
Coding region: 60-470 (136 amino acids)
Biological process (GO): plant-type secondary cell wall biogenesis
Source: RefSeq, a predicted model, not a curated record
UCAAAAGUCAUCAAGAACUUUCAACAAAACUCAUAACAAUUUCCCAACACAUCAAAACUAUGGAUAACAACUUCCCAUUUCCACCACCACCACCAUCUUCCUCUGAUCAAAGCUACACCAUAGUAAUAUUCGUUUUCUCGACGUUCGGUUGCAUCUUACUUGGCCUAACUAUUCUGGCUUUUUGCACAUACUUCUUGAAGAAAAAGAAGAAGAACACAAUACUAGUUGAAGAAAAAGAAGUGAAACACAUUGAUGAUCAUGUUAAAAUAAAGGAAGCAAUUGUUGAAGGACCUCAUGGGAAACUUGAGACAAUAGUACUCUCAGUGGAAGAAGAUUUGCAUGAAAAGGAUGAUAUUAUAAGGACAAAGAAAGAGUUAGAAGAAGUUCAUCAUCAUAACUUCUUACAUGCUAAUAAUAAAUCUUCAGAAAUUACACCUUCUGCUCUUGAAGCUGCCCAUAGACAAACUUAAUUAAGCAUCAAUUCAUGAUUUUUAUUUUU